This is a messenger RNA of Monodelphis domestica (gray short-tailed opossum), 4023 nucleotides long. RefSeq names its product aspartylglucosaminidase (gene AGA). Lineage: Eukaryota; Metazoa; Chordata; Mammalia; Didelphimorphia; Didelphidae. Gene Ontology annotation, cellular component: cytoplasm; lysosome. The record is from RefSeq and is a predicted model, not a curated record. Gene Ontology annotation, biological process: protein deglycosylation. Gene Ontology annotation, molecular function: N4-(beta-N-acetylglucosaminyl)-L-asparaginase activity.
GGGACGUGAGUGGGCGGGGUCAAGAAUCCCUGAGAAGGGUGUUGCGCAGACGCCCAGGUCUCCCGCCCCCUUUUUAGGCCUGCAGGUUCUGGGUUCGAGCUGGUGCGUUCUGUGAGUGUGCACUGGAACUCCAGGAAGAGUAGCGCAAUGUGCUUGGAGUCAGGUUCCUGGUUUCUGCAGCCCCCGGGGUCGCCGCUGCCCCUGCCACUGCUCCUGUUCCUGCUGCUGACAGGGCACAGCUUGGGCAGAUCCGACCCGCUUCCCCUCGUCAUCAACACUUGGCCUUUUAGGGGUGCAACCGUAGCAGCAUGGCAAGAACUUCAGACUGGAGGUUCUGAAUUAGAUGCAGUUGAAAAAGGGUGUUCUUGGUGUGAGAGCAAUCAGUGUGAUGGCAGUGUAGGCUUUGGUGGGAGUCCUGAUGAAUUUGGGGAAACAACACUGGAUUCCAUGAUUAUGGACGGCACCACCAUGAAAGUAGGGGCAGUAGCAGAUCUCAGACGAAUUAAAAAUGCUAUCGGUGUGGCAAGAAAAGUAUUGGAGUAUACGAAGCACACACUUUUAGUGGGAGAAUCAGCCACCCAGUUUGCCGAAAAUAUGGGGUUUGCAAAUGAGGAAUUAUCUACCAACACUUCUCGUUUUCUCUAUUUGGAGUGGCUGAGCCAUAAAUGUCAGCCAAAUUUCUGGAAGAAUGUUAUACCAGAUGCAUCAAAAUUCUGUGGACCGUAUAAGCCAACUAGAGUCCUUGAACAGCAACUUCACACCUCUGAGAAAAUAAAUAUUCACAGUCAUGAUACGAUCGGCAUGGUUGUAAUCGGUAAGACAGGACAUAUUGCUGCUGGCACAUCUACAAAUGGUGCAAAGUUCAAAAUUCCUGGUCGUGUAGGGGAUUCUCCAAUAGCAGGAGCUGGCUCAUAUGCCGAUAGCACUGCUGGAGGGGCUGCUGCCACUGGAGAUGGUGACAUCAUGAUGCGCUUUUUACCCAGCUACCAAGCAGUAGAAUAUAUGAGGAAUGGAGUUGAUCCAACUCUAGCUUGCCAGACAGUUAUUUCCAGAAUCCAGAAAUAUUUUCCUGAGUUCUUUGGGGCUAUUAUAUGUGCCAAUACAACGGGAAGUUACGGGGCCGCCUGCAACAAACUUCCAGGAUUUUCUCAGUUUCGUUUCAUGAUUUAUAAUCCUCUGCAAAGUCAGCCAAUUGAAGAAAAAGUAGACUGCAUUUAAUUCUUCUUUUCUGUCAACAUCUAUAUUUAAAAGAUGAAGGAAGAAACAAAGGCUGUAAAGGUUCACUAGCUGCCAUUUUUGAACAUGUUCCUGCAGUAGACCGUAUUCCUUUGUGUCAAUACAAGCGUCAGAGUAAAUUUGUGCUGACACGGCACUCUCCAUGUUCUUCACUUGAAUUUUGUUUACCAUGUCAAAAUGCUGUUUAAACUCUGUUGCUUUCUCUGAAUAUGAAAAGGCAUACAUGGGUUAGAGGAAUUUAGGAUUUUUUUUUUCUUCCCGAGUUUCAUGAAGUUAAUACAUUGAGAAGCGGUGUGGUACAGUUAAGAAACCCUGGCUUUGGCAUCAGAAACUUGAGUUCAGAUCUUGAUUCUGCUGCUUAUUACCUGGGUGAUUUUUGACAAAUCACUUAGCUUGUCUGAGUUUCCCCCUCUAUAAAAUAAGAACUAGAUGGCCUCUGAAGCAGGAGUUAUUAACUUGGAACCCAUGAACAGAGAGGGAAGAGAGAGAGAGAGAUUGAGAGAGAGAGAGAGAGAGAAUUAUUAAUUGGUUUCCACUAUAAACCUAUGUUUUAUUUUAUGCAUUUAAAAACAUUGUUCAGAAAGGGGACCAUAAGCUUGACCAGACUAACAAAGGCAUCCAUUUGAAAAAAGUUAAGACCCCCUGCUCUAACAGCCCUUGAGCUCUAAAUCUUUAAUUCUAUUAGUGUUCCUACUAUUACCAUUGGGUUGUUUUUUAGGAAACUUCUCACUACCCCCUUUAAAAAAUAAAUGCACAAAUGUCUCUAUGAAUGGCACUCUCUUUGAAAUAACCAAGUAUUUUAGUUGAGGAGCCAGAAUGAGGCAUGGCAUGAUUAGUCAUGAUUGAAUUUCUGUAUGUUAUAGUGAUUUAUCCUUUAUCACUGAUUAUUGCUCCUCUUAUAUCUAGCUUUAGCAUCUGCCUUCUGGCAACUUGGAAAGGGAAGAUUUCAGUAUAGCAUCUCAUUUCCCUUCCAUUUCUGAUCUUCCCCUAAUACUCUCAAUGCCUUUGUGUGUGUAAUGGAAAAUGUGGGCAGUGUGCUGAUGAACAGUUUUAUUGAUUAGCUUGCUCUGUGUCCAUCUGAAGGAGCCCUUGUGGUAGAUAGGCAGGAUUCUCAAACCAUGUUUCCAUUAUUAUCUUUUACCAGUUUGCUGCAUUUCUAAUAGCAGUAGUUCAUGUUGAAAGUGUUUUAAUUUGGGAAACACGAUCUGUGAUGGAGCAAACCCAUCCCUUAUGGAUUCUUCUCCUAGCUCCCAUUCGACAAAACACUGAGUGUAGAGAUCCUUUGCCCAGCCUGUGGACAUUCCUUUCUCUUUAGUGUUCUUGAAUUCUUCAGGUUCACACUCAGUGGUAAUUUAGAAGUUAAUACAAAUUACCUAUUAUUAAUUGGCACUUGUUUGUUUGUUUGUUUGUUUGUUUUUAGCAUAUUAACUUUUCCUGGUUCUGUAGAUUUAGGAUGAGAAGUUUAUGGUUUCCAACUUAGUGUAGACAACUACAAAUUUGGAUAUGGAGGAGUAGCCAUAGAAAAAAUUCCACAACUUCACACUUAUCCUAAGUCAUAUAUUAUAACUGGUCCUUAACGGCUCCUGUGAUAUGCAUGAAUUUAUGCAGAGGGUUCCUUAAAGUGUGUCUUUCAGGGCAGAGUUAAAUUUCCUUCUUUGCUAUGGAAAUAAUAAAAGUUCAUAUUUAUAUGCUACAUUACAGUGGGCAGGUCCCUAGGUCUCUCUGGGAUCUAGGCAGUUUUCUCUAAGCCUUUGAGUUGUAGAACAUGUGCAUAUUUUUGCAUGGGUAAAGGGAUUCACUUUUCCUGGGAGUUCCCUAUACCAGAGAAAUCCCAGGUCCCCACCCAAAGAGAAUGCUUUCAGUUUCUCUGCUACUUAAAGCCCACUCCUUUAUAAAGCUCCAGUUUUUUUUAUUGGGUUCUGAUAGCAUAUCCAGGCAGGGAAACUUUUCAUUAGAUCAAAUCAAAUGGGAUCAAGUCAAAUGGGAUAAUAAGUGUAAAGUGCUUUGCAAACCUUAAAGAUCUGUACACUCACUAUUUUUAUUGAAUGCCUAGGUGUCUGUGCUGAUGUGCUGGAUGUGUGGUUUCCCCCCUUCUGUCUGAUUUUACUACCUAGAAGACACUCAGCAGGCUAUAAAUUUGAUGAGUAGAUCAUAGGGACACACUAGUGGCUCAUUUCCUGUUCAAAUAAUUCUUAGCAUUGCUAGCCAUAUAGGAUUAAUUAUAUCUUACACCUGGGCCACUAAAAAACACUUCACAGUUAAAUGGCCUUCUGAAGAUAGAAUAGGAAGCAUCCGAAGAUUCCCAAAGGGACUCCUGACAGUGUUUAGACCACAACUUAGAUGUUUGUGAUUUUUAAUCUAGUGUAACCAGAAGGCCCCAUUCUUUCUGACUUUGUAAACCUUAACACUUAUUUGCAAAUUCAUUAGCAUUCAAAAUGCAGGGAAGAUCCUAAGUUCUUGCUUGUCCUAAAUUAGUUUAAGGGCUACAGGGUCUAGAUGGCCCAGGACUGGUUUCUGCUCCUAGUAUUAGCAUUCUCGUUCUCACUCUGAUAGUUGAGACUCACUUGCAAGAACUCAUUUGGUUGGGUUGUUAUUUUUUUAAGUAGUAGGUAACAAGCAGGAAUCUGUCAUUUUUGCUAGACUAAAUAAUCUUGGUUUUAUAACAUUAUCAUUCCUACAUGCCCUUCAUUUCUUUGACAAGAAUUAUCUGAUGUAAUUGUUCUCAGAUUGAUUGCUUUAUUAAAUGGUCUAUUAAAAUUAUUAAAAUUAUUCAUUCUAAAAUUUAAA